UCUCUCUCGUUAUCUCAAGUUGAAAGCCCGACCAAAAAAAAAAAGAAGGAAAAUUUACAAAUCCAACGGAUGAGAUUAGACCAGUUUCAUCGACCAGUCUGACUAUCGUCCCGCGUUUAUUUUCACACUCUUUUGAAUCCCCAACUUUUCAAAACUCCGAAACCCCCAGAUUUUGCAGAACCCAGAAACGCGAGAGACGAGAAAAGAGAAGAGAAGAGAAAUGGCUCAAGCAGCGAGGCUCAAUCUUCGAAUGCAGAAGGAGCUUAAGCUCCUCCUCACCGACCCACCUCCCGGCGCCUCCUUUCCACUUCUCUCCCCCGAUUCCGAUCUCUCUUCCUCUUCCUUAUCCACCAUCGAUGCCGAGAUUGAAGGUCCUGAAGGAACUGUUUAUGCUAAGGGGAUAUUUAAGAUCAAGAUUCAAAUACCUGAAAGGUACCCAUUUCAGCCUCCAAUCGUGACCUUUGCUACGCUAAUCUAUCACCCCAAUAUUGACAAUGGAGGGCGGAUUUGUCUUGACAUUCUCAAUCUUCCCCCGAAGGGUGCAUGGCAACCAUCUUUGAACAUUUCAACUGUGCUAACAAGCAUCGGGUUGUUACUGAGCGAACCCAACCCUGAUGAUGGCCUAAUGUGUGAAGCAAGCAGGGAGUAUAAAUAUAACAAACAAGCAUUUGACCAGAAGGCACGAACAAUGACUGAGAAAUAUGCCAGAGCUGGAGAAAGGGGUAAUAGUAGUGGCAGUGAAAACUUUCAAACUCAAUCAAAUGCAAGCAUGAUAGAAACUAAAGGAUCAGAUGUCUUGAAGUGUGAACUUGACAAGUGCUUUGUUAGUCAUAAUAGGCAAUGUGGGAUUGGCCGGAAGUUGUCCCUCGAGUGUUCUGGGUCACAUCAAAAAAGGGACAGUGAAAACGGAGUGAACAGAGUUCAUGACGCGCCUAUUAAUCAUUGCUUAGGGAAACAGACGGAUGUUAAAGAAUCAAAAGAAGUGUCAAAAGAAAUGUUAGAAGAGAAUGAUCAGAAUCAUGAGAGUCCACAGUGGACCAAGCGAAAGUUAUCACUAGAAUCUUUGGGUCCUCCCCAGACUAGUGGUGAUAAUGACAAAGAGAAUUUGCUGACAGAUUACCGUUCAUCAUUUUCCCAAAACAUUGUUAUGGCUUCUACGGAGUCCUUGUAUGUGCAGCAGGAGAGUCACCGUAAUGAGAAACAACCUCAUCAAGAUAAAGAUAACAAAUCAGUAAAAGAUAGAGUGAUCACAAGUUCAAAAAAGCUGUGUUUGGUUGGCCAGAAAAUGUCAUUUGAAUCUUCGAAGUCUGGCCAAAUAAGCGAUAAUAAUGAAGAAAAACUACAAGGGAGCUUGCCACUGCCUCAGACUAUUAGCCACAAUGAACAACAGCCUCGGCAAGAUUCUAAAGGCCAAACCAGAGACGACUUUGGUAGUGCAAAACGUAAAAGGCUUGGUUUGGUGAAUAAGAAGCUUUCUUUGGCACCUUUCAGCUCUUUUCGUUGUCCGGACAAUGAUAACAAAGAGAAUGCAGCUCCAAUUCAAAGCUCGGCCCUUUCAUACCCCAACAGCCUUUCUAUAGGAUCAACAAUGUCAUCAUUGAUGCCACAGGUUGGUGAGAAUUACAGUGAUAUAACAGGGAACUGUGGCAAAAAAACUUGCCAUAAGAACAAUGAUGUUAACAUUGCUUUGCACUUGAACUCCAGAAACCUAAAUGUCACUCCAUCAAAGCCACUGUCCGUGCCACAUGACUGCAAGCUUGAUGAGAUGCAGCAAACUAAGCAAGUUCAUGAAGAAUUAUCUGGAGAGACCGAACAAAAGACAAAAGGAUCGCCAAUACUUGAAGCAGUGAUUGUCUUGGACAGUGAAGACAGUGAGGAGGAAAGCAGCGGAUCUUUAAGGUCUAGAUUGUUGCUUGCACGGAAACGCUUGCCUGGGAAGUGGAAAGCCAAAGCUUGAAAGUUGAACAGUUUCUUCCAACUCAGCUCUUAAUGCUCUUGUGAUUGUUCAUAGCCAAGGUACUUAUUUGGUUUUCACACUCUUCUCAGAACUAGUGAACAUGUUAAAAUGAAAGAUUUGAAAUUUGAGCACGACUUGUGCUGCUAUUGACAAUACAUUAAUUUGGUUCCCACCCCAUAGCUUGUAUAUUCCUUUAAUCUCUGCAAGAACAUGAUUGGGGCAGUGAUUUGGUUUUGUAUUUCAGUUUUCUUGCUUUUUGUUUUCUCUUUUGCCUGUGAUUUUGUUCUAGCACAAAAAUCAUGGUGAGGAUGGUUUUGGUUUGGGAAGACUAAAUAAGUGUACUUUUUGA
This is a messenger RNA of Camellia sinensis, 2306 nucleotides long. RefSeq names its product ubiquitin-conjugating enzyme 37 (gene UBC37). The record is from RefSeq and is a predicted model, not a curated record. Lineage: Eukaryota; Viridiplantae; Streptophyta; Magnoliopsida; Ericales; Theaceae.